This is a messenger RNA of Eruca vesicaria subsp. sativa (arugula), 1356 nucleotides long. Lineage: Eukaryota; Viridiplantae; Streptophyta; Magnoliopsida; Brassicales; Brassicaceae. The record is from the annotation of a GenBank genome assembly.
CAAAAACCUCUGUUUCUCCCUCACAAAAUGGCCUAUACUCACAGUUUCGCUCUUCUCCUCAUCCUCCUCUCCGCAACCAUCACCUUCUCCUCCGCCGCGUUGGUAGAAGAGCAGCCUCUGGUGCUCAAAUACCACAACGGCAUUCUCCUAAAAGGAAACGUCACUCUCAAUCUCGUCUGGUACGGAAAAUUCACAUCAAUCCAACGGUCCAUCAUCGUCGACUUCAUCCGCUCUCUCACCUCCUCCGCCGUCAAAUCAAAAGCUCCAUCCGUCGCGUCCUGGUGGAAGACGACGGAGAAUUACAAAGGCGGCUCGUCGACGAUCCUCGUCGGUAAACAGCUCCUCCUCGAGAACUACCCUCUCGGAAAAUCGUUGAAAAGUCCUUACCUCAGAACUCUUUCCGGUAAACUCAACGGAGGUGGUGGUGGUGGUGGUGUUCGGUCUAUAACCGUCGUUUUAACGGCGAAAGACGUCGCCGUCGAAGGCUUCUGUAUGAACCGUUGCGGGACUCACGGCGCGAGAGGUAGCUCCGUUAACAGUGGAGCUUACGUUUGGGUGGGAAACUCUGAGACGCAGUGUGCUGGCUACUGCGCGUGGCCGUUUCAUCAGCCAUUGUACGGACCUCAGUCUCCGCCGUUGAUCGCGCCUAACGGAGACGUCGGAGUUGACGGGAUGAUUAUAAACUUAGCGACGUUACUUGUUAACACCGUGACGAAUCCGUUUAAGAGCGGUUACUUUGAUGGCGCGAAUCAAGAGGCCGUCUCGGUCUGUACCGGGAAAUUCGGGUCGGGUGCUUAUCCGGGUUACGCGGGUCGGGUUCUUGUAGACAAGACUACCGGAGCUAGUUACAACGCUUUGGGACUAGCAGGUAGGAAAUAUCUUUUGCCAGCGAUGUGGGACCCGCAGACUUCGAAGUGUAAGACUUUGGUUUGAGUUUAGACGGUCGUGAACGAGACACGUGGCAAGAAAGAAAAUGGUGAUGGCGAGUUGAAGAAAGUUGUAGAUAUCUAUCUUGUCUGAUUGUACGGAGGAGUUUGGGGAAGGGGAUGUGUUUCUUUUGUCGUUAUGUGUGACGUGUACAUUCGUUUCUGGUGGUGUGUGAAAGGAUGGUUAUAUAUAUCUAAUUUAAUGCGGAUAAUAAAAAUCGAUUUGUAGUUUUCACUAAGCUUAUUUUUAAUAACAUCGUUUUACCAAAGGGAACAAACUUUAUAGAUAAGCGGGGAAUGGGAAAUUAAUUAAGCUGUGUAGAUACGGUGAGCAAAUAUUUUACAAGAAAAAGUGGGAAUAAAGGUGUCUUGGUGAAUGGUGAUGAUGGAACUUUGAGGAAAACGAGGAAGAAAAAAAAAGACAAUUCAC